GGAAGAACGUCAUUAUUGUGCGCCACACGACAUUACAAACUGCGUAGCCUAGGGGAGGUAGCUUAGCUAGCAACAUUUCAGAGGUUUCGCUCAAGUGUACAGCGUACACUUUAUCUAAAGGGCUCCAGUCAUGGCAAUGCAAGCAGCGAAGCGUGCGAAUAUUCGCUUGCCUCCGGAGGUGAACAGGAUAUUGUACAUACGUAACCUUCCGUACAAGAUCACAGCAGAAGAAAUGUAUGAUAUCUUUGGGAAAUAUGGGCCUAUUCGUCAAAUCAGAGUUGGGAACACACCAGAGACCAGAGGAACAGCCUAUGUAGUGUAUGAGGACAUCUUUGAUGCUAAGAAUGCCUGUGAUCACCUCUCUGGAUUCAACGUGUGCAACAGAUACUUGGUUGUUUUGUACUACAAUGCAAACAGAGCAUUCCAGAAAAUGGACACAAAGAAAAAGGAAGAGCAGCUGAAAUUGCUGAAAGAGAAAUAUGGCAUAAAUACAGACCCCCCUAAGUAGUUUUCUUUAGCAUGUUUUUGUAAACAAUAAAAAGUACAAUAAAUGUAAACCCUUUAUUUUGUACAGUUUACAUAUCAUUGUUGACCAUUGCGCUGGUGAAUUUUGUUGCCUGCUGUUAGUCAUGUUUAAUAAAGACAUACCAUGUCUAGAUAGUUACUGGGCAUAUUUAACCUAUAAACUUUAUUAUUAAAUGGUUGUUUUAUAAUAGUUUGUGUUGUGAAAUGUUUUUCAACGGUGCAUCAUCUUCUGUUCAUCUUAAUUUUGCAUCCUCUUAUUUUUAGAAGUGUGCAACGUUUUAAUACUUUCCUACAGUUCUACUCUCUAGGCCAUAGCCUGAAAAUUGUCUGGCAAUAAAACUGGAUCAAGUGAA
This is a messenger RNA of Electrophorus electricus (electric eel), 878 nucleotides long. RefSeq names its product splicing factor 3b, subunit 6 (gene sf3b6). NCBI's taxonomy places the organism in Eukaryota, Metazoa, Chordata, Actinopteri, Gymnotiformes, Gymnotidae. Gene Ontology annotation, molecular function: mRNA binding. The record is from RefSeq and is a predicted model, not a curated record. Gene Ontology annotation, cellular component: cytoplasm; nucleus.